AUGGCCACAUCCGUGAAGCGUACAGCUUCUGAGGCGAAGAGCCAGGCCAAUGGACACUCACGUCGCCUGUCCGGCGCGGUUCACUCGAUCGAGAAGAGAAUCGAAGAACAGGUGGACUUAGCUGCGCGAGACCCAGUUGAAGAGAAGAAGGGGGGCUACUUGCUGUUGGUCAUCUGCGUUGGUGGAAUCUAUGCCAGCUUUCUGAGCUGGGCAUACCUCCAGGAACGUCUGACAACCACUUCUCACGGUCCCUCGAACGCGCGCUUCACAUACCCCGUCUUCCUCAACACCGUUCAAUCCGCCUUCGCCGCCAUAACAGGCCUCGUCUACCUUUUCUUCUCCGCUCCAUACAACAAGACCACAGGCGCACGCCGCGUCCCGCCCGUCUUCCCCACAAAGCAGAUCCUGUUUCCACUGCUCCUUGUCGCAAUCACUUCGUCCCUCGCAUCGCCGUUCGGAUACGCCAGCCUCAAACAUAUUGACUAUGUGACAUUCACUCUGGCUAAGAGCUGCAAGCUGCUCCCAGUCAUGGCCCUGCACAUCACGCUCUUCCAAAAGAGAUACCCACUUUACAAAUACGCAGUCAUCGUUUGCGUCACCCUUGGCGUAUCGAUGUUCACACUAUACAACCCCUCCACAGCUAAGAAAGCAGCAAAGAAGAGCGUCAGCGCAGAUGCCUCCAAGACCCUUGGUCUUUUCCUCCUUGGCGUCAAUCUCCUGUUUGACGGCUUGACGAACACCGUCCAAGACAACAUAUUCACCAAAUUCAGGGGCUUCAGCGGACCCCAGAUGAUGUGCGCUAUGAACAUUAUGUCUACCGCGCUCACAGUCAGCUACCUCCUCGUCUCACCUUACAUUGCCGGCACAUCCCUCGGUUCCUACAUCGGGCUUUCGCCCACGGGCAACGGCGAGCUCAGCGAUGCGCUGGCCUUCAUAACCGCAUACCCGUCUGUGGGCUGGGAUGUCCUCGGGUUUGCGGCAUGCGGUGCGAUUGGACAGAUCUUCAUCUACACCACGCUGGCACACUUCAGCUCGCUUCUUCUUGUGACGGUAACAGUCACCAGGAAGAUGCUGACGAUGCUGACGAGUGUGUUUUUGUUCGGACAUACGGUGACGGGGAUGCAGUGGGUCGGUGUUGGGCUGGUGUUUGGUGGUAUUGGUGCGGAGGCUGCGUAUGGGCAGAUUGAGAAGAAGAGAAAGGCACAGGCGAAGCUGUUGGCGGAGGGGAAGAAGCAGUAA
Macroventuria anomochaeta is the source of this 1239-nucleotide messenger RNA. RefSeq names its product UDP-Glc/Gal endoplasmic reticulum nucleotide sugar transporter-like protein. Gene Ontology annotation, molecular function: UDP-galactose transmembrane transporter activity; UDP-glucose transmembrane transporter activity. The record is from RefSeq and is a predicted model, not a curated record. NCBI's taxonomy places the organism in Eukaryota, Fungi, Ascomycota, Dothideomycetes, Pleosporales, Didymellaceae. Gene Ontology annotation, cellular component: endoplasmic reticulum membrane; Golgi membrane. The transcript has 2 exons. Gene Ontology annotation, biological process: UDP-galactose transmembrane transport. The coding region runs from base 1 to 1239 and encodes 412 amino acids.